Messenger RNA from Drosophila busckii, 1293 nucleotides. It is a transcript of the gene Yp1, whose product is annotated as vitellogenin-1. Bases 1 to 1293 code for a protein of 430 amino acids. The record is from RefSeq and is a predicted model, not a curated record. Gene Ontology annotation, molecular function: lipase activity. NCBI's taxonomy places the organism in Eukaryota, Metazoa, Arthropoda, Insecta, Diptera, Drosophilidae. The transcript is spliced from 2 exons.
AUGAAUCCCCUGAGAGUGCUCAGCGUGGUCGCCUGCUUGGCGAUGGCUGCAAUGGCCUCGCCCACAAGCACCGCCAACCAGUCGUUGAAGCCAAUGGAGUGGCUGACGCCCCGCGAACUGGAGGCUAUUCCCGCUGUUGAUGAGCUGACGCUGGACCGUUUGGAGAGCAUGCCUCUCCAGAAGGGCGCCGAGCUUUUGCAGCAAGUGUACCACUUGUCGCAGAUCAACCACGAUGUGGAGCCCAACUAUGUGCCCAGCAACAUUCAGGUGUACUGGCCCCAGCCCAACGGUGAGAAGAUUGUUGCCCCCUUCAACGAGAUGAUCCAGCGUCUGAAGCAGCAGCAGAACUUCGGCGAGGAUGAGGUGACCGUUAUUGUGACCGGUCUGCCCAACACCGUUGAGACCGUCAAGAAGGCCAACCGCAAGCUUGUCGCCGCCUACAUGCAGCGUUACAACCUGCAGGCUCAGCAGCAGCAGGCCCAGAAGUACACCAACGAUUUAGAUGAUGAGACCAAGAACAAGAACCAGCGCAGCUCCAGCGAGGAGGACUACAAUGAGCUGGCCAAGAAUGCCAACACCAACACCGGCGACAUCAUCGUCAUCGAUUUGGGCUCCCAGCUGACCACCUUCAAGCGCUACGCCAUGCUCGACAUUGAGAAGACCGGCAACAAGAUCGGCAAGUGGAUCGCUCAGCUGACCAGCGAACUGAGACUGCCCUAUGAGACCAUCCACAUGAUCGGCCAGAAUGUUGGUGCCCAUGUUGCCGGCGCUGCCGCCAAUGAGUUCACCCGCCUUACCGGACACAAGCUGCGUCGCGUUACCGGCUUGGACCCCAGCAGCAUCAUCGCCAAGUACCGCAACACUCUGAUCGGCCUGGCCCGCGGCGAUGCCGAGUUCGUUGAUGUUAUCCACACCUCAGUCUACGGCAUGGGCACCCCCAUCCGCAGCGGCGAUGUUGACUUCUACCCCAAUGGCCCCUCGACCGGUGUUCCCGGCGCUGACAAUGUUGUGGAGGCUACCAUGCGUGCCACCCGCUACUUCGCCGAGUCUGUCCGCCCAGGCAAUGAGCGCGCCUUCCCCGCCGUACCCGCCAACUCGCUGAAGCAGUACAAGGAGAACGAUGGCUUCGGCAAGCGCGCCUACAUGGGCAUCGAUGCCGCCUACGACAUUGAGGGCGACUACAUGCUCCAGGUCAACCCCAAGAGCCCCUUCGGUCGCAACGCCCCUGCCCAGAAGCAGAGCAGCUACCACGGCAUGCACACCGUCUGGCAAAACGAGAAGAGCUUCCAAUAA